AUGUCUUCCUCCCAACUCCCCGCUCUGUACAGAGAGCUGUCCGCGUCUUUUAAUACCAGGACCCCAGACUUGAAGAAAUGCGGUAAAUUACUCGCACAGCUCAAGAUCGCGCUCAUUGAGAACGGCCUGAUAUUUCCCUCUUUUGAUAAGAACAAGGAAGAUCUUAAGGUGACACGCGACAUCUUGGAGAUCGGCGCGUACUGGAGCAUACGAACGAAGGACGUCCCUUCGUUCGACCGCUAUUUCUCCCAGCUUCAGACUUUCUACGACGACUUCAGCUCCAUUCUCCCUCCGUCUCAACGAGAAUUCCCCAUUCGCGGCUUGAACCUCAUUCGCCUACUCAUUCAGAACCGCAUCGCAGACUUCCACACCACGCUCGAAUCCUUACCAUUAUCUGCGGACGAAAUCGCAUCCAACCCUUUCAUUCAGCACCCGGUCAAUCUCGAGCUGUGGCUCAUGGAGGGAAGCUACUCGAAGGUCUGGAACGCGCGGGAAGAGGCUCCGGCAGAAGAGUACAAGUUCUUUGUUGAGAGCUUGAUGGGCACCAUCCGAAACGAGAUCGCUAGCUGCGAAGAAGCAGCAUACCACGUCUUGCCACUAAAAGACGCCGCAACUCUGCUAUUCUUCCGCAAUCAAUCAGAGCUACUCAACUUCGCAAAGGAGCGAGGGUGGCAGGUAGACAUCGGCGCAGGUCAGAUCAUCUUCCCGCAUAAAUCGGAAGAGGAUUUGGAGAUUCCCCGGGAGAAACUCAUUGCCAACGACCUAGCGUACGCACGGGAGCUGGAGCAGAUCGUGUAA
Molecule: messenger RNA, 798 nt
Organism: Peniophora sp. CBMAI 1063
Lineage: Eukaryota; Fungi; Basidiomycota; Agaricomycetes; Russulales; Peniophoraceae
Source: the annotation of a GenBank genome assembly